Porites lobata is the source of this 465-nucleotide messenger RNA. Lineage: Eukaryota; Metazoa; Cnidaria; Anthozoa; Scleractinia; Poritidae. The record is from the annotation of a GenBank genome assembly.
AUGAAAACAACUGAACAAUGGUUAACUUACAGAGCUCUCCGUAACAAACCAACUAGUCUUAUCAGAGCAGCGAAGCGUGACUACUAUUCAAGCCUGAUUGAUGAGAACAAAGGGGACUCCACCAAACUCUGGAAGUUACUGAAAUCUGCCAUCUCAACUGAUACAAAGUGCUCAAAUGUAGGAUGUUUGGAAACUACCACUGGCCUUGCUCAAGAGCCGAGGAAGGUCGCACGGGGUUUUGCACAUUACUUCGGCACCAUAGUCGCAGAAAUCAGAGGAGGCUUCAUGGGCUCAACAAGAAGACUCAGUCUUUUACCCAAGGCUCGCCAUGUUUUCAAACUAUCUUCCAUAAGAGAGGAAUUUGUCAGGAAAGAAUUAAAGAAUAUUAAAUCUUCUAAAUCAACCGACCUCGCUGAUUUUCCCGCAUGUCUCCUUACGGUUCUGGCGCGAUGGCAAGACCCUUGA